CAUGUGCGGCCUAUUCUGCCGAUAGAGAACUUCGCGCAAUUCAGCCCAUCAGUACCAUAUCAAACAAUUACGUUUGCCUGGUUGAUGUCGAACCGCGCACAAGUACGACAUCUCUCGACAGUCGGUGAUGGCUAUCGAAGUCGAGGAACUGGUUAUUCAACCAUUCCGGGAAGUUGUGGAACGUGGCAAAGAAGCCGUCGCUAAUGCCGAGGCGGAAGCCAAGGCGGAGUCGGAGGCGCGCGGCGAUGCAGACGAGGAUAAUGAAGACGAUGCCGAUUCUUCCGACAAGCAUGAUGUGACGGCCAUGCUAAAAACGGCGCGUGCGCUAGUCAAGGAAGGCGAACGGGCCUUACAGAGGCUAAUGCCGCUAUGGAAAGAACGUGUCGACAAAUAUGGCGACGCGUUUACGGAGGCUAUGCGACAGAACGAUCAGAUAAUCGACAGCCAGAGGCGGUUGGAAGAUCUGCUCUAUGACUUGGAUGAUUUCGUCGAUGUCGAUUCGUUUGACGCCGAGAGAUUUGCCGAGGUCCAAGCAGCAUCCAAGGCUUUCGCUCUGACUCUCAUGGAAACUAUUAGGAGACUCCAUAUCGAAGAGACUGCGCGGCCUCCAUCCCCCGAUCCUUCGUGGAUACAACAACUAUCACCCCGGGCUCUAAAUACGAAGGGUCGUUCCAACACUGGAUCUAUUACCCCUGCAAGGCUCAGCGAAAAUGCUAGUGCCAGUGGUGCUAAUACCCCGGCCAGGCGACCGUCUAGUCCUGACAUCCUAGGCGCGGAGAGGGAUUGCAUUAGCCUUGUAUCCGGACCUCCUACCGCCGCACCUCCGAAUUCGAGAACAUCGGCUUGGGUUAGCGAACAGACGACAGCCGCUAAGUUAUGGCCUCGCAACAACUCGAUCCCCGAGAACGACUAUUUUGUGGCGCAACCUAUCUUCAAUAAUCUCGAUAGUGUCGCUUUACAUGGUCAAGAGGCACCGACGCCGUCUGUUCCGCCCCGCAGUCCAGAGACUUCGUACAGCAGACUAUCCUGGUAUACUAGCACUGGCAGUUUUACCUCGGGGCCAAGAUCAUCGGUCCAAGUUCCUACUAGCGACCAAAGGACGACUUCCCUUGCGAAACUCAUGUCUGGCCCUCCCGAAUUCCGUGAAUCAAGACAGCUUAAGCCUCCAUCAUCGCCUAUUGCGCUUGUCUACGAAGAUGGCCUAAUACCUGCCGACGAGCUCUUCGUGUCACGGGCAAACUCAAUCUCUGGCUACCAAAUAGGGCUCGAUAGCAGUCUUUAUAUCCACAAGGGAUUAUGCUCGGGCGCGUUGACAUAUCGGGUCAAAGGACGCAAAAGCGCUACUAGAUCUGUCCAGGAAUAUGGGACCAGACGCAGCACCGCCCGAUGCACCGAAUGCGAGUUCGCGCAGAGCCUAUUGGAACUAGAACUUGACGUCGCGCAGGAUCCGACUGGCAAUUUCGAGAAAGCGGGGGUUCUGUUCCGCCUCCGUUUCCUAUACAAAUCACACUUGAUAUCGAGUUCAGCCUUCACCAUGCAAUUCGGCUGCCUGUUUUGCGCAGAAAAGGGACAGACGGUAUAUGCAGACGACGCAACGGUCUUUAUGACACAAGAACAGCUAUUCAAGCACUUGUCACGUCACCCACAGCCUCUUCCUGAGAUUCAAGGGGUCACGGUCUUAUAUGGUCAGGUUUCUAAGGAAGACCCUAAUGCCGAAGACUACGACCUUCACUUUCCGAAUCCCCCCGUUGCUAGUAUCCUUCCAGAUGCGCCUACUCUCGCAAAGCUCCCAUCUGCGAUAGCUAUUAAGAGCCAUAUUAAGCGUUAUGGGCGAGAUCUGGUCGAUCCUGAUGGUAGUCCGGAUCAGGUUAUGAAAUUUUUGGAAGGGGCUCGAAUUGUAGGCGUUGAAUUCCCGGAGAAGUGGAAGGGUAAAUGGUGUACCGGCUGGCAUGAUGGCCAAUGGGGUAGUUUCCCCACGAAGAAUAUCACGCUGGAGCGACCUUCAAUCGCUCCCGGAGCAACCCCAAACGCCGAAGGAAUGUUCGUUACGACGCGCUGGAAAUGGGAGAUUAAGGAUACAACUCAUGGGUGGUUACCGCUCGACAAGGAUGAGACAUUGUCGAAUGUUACAUGGAUUAGUCAGAACGAUUGGUGCUGGCAUGGGACGAAGAAGAAUGGCAAGUCGGGUCUCUUCCCAUCAUCACAUGUUAAGAUGGAGUCGCUGCGAGGUAGCCAUGAAGGAGAUGAUGAUUCUGCGACAAAAGGCAAGAAGGCAGGGAGCUUCAGUUUACCUACCAUCAAGAUGCGAAGGAUGACGAUCGGAAGUUCCACGUCCUAGCUGUUUCGAAGUUACAUGGGGAGUUAUGGUUUCUACUGGAGUGGUCAAGGGGGUGAGGCGUUCGUUCUGAUAGUUCUGUGUUCUUCUGUGCAGGUGCUUA
Molecule: messenger RNA, 2438 nt
Organism: Hypoxylon trugodes
Lineage: Eukaryota; Fungi; Ascomycota; Sordariomycetes; Xylariales; Hypoxylaceae
Exons: 5
Coding region: 128-2338 (736 amino acids)
Molecular function (GO): protein binding
Source: RefSeq, a predicted model, not a curated record